GGACGUCGAGGUUGACGCCUUUGGACCAAUGGGUGUGUUUGUUGUUUGGUUUGGAGUGCAGCAAGGACCGGGAGCCUGCGGAGGUUGACGAAGAGGUUGCGAUGUUGGACCUUGCGAUGUUGAUUCCGAUCACCUCAGGAUGUUGUGAUGUUUGAAGAUUUAUGGCUCAGAGGGUUCAAGUUUUAUAGAUUGUGAGGAGGAGACAGAAGCGUCUCUUCCAAACGACGUUCUUCUUUGGGCUGGAUGGAGAACAGAGACAAUCCGCUUCCCAUUCUCCUGGGCGCAAAGAAGAAUCCUGACUUGGACGUUUUGACCAAAGUCUCUGACCAGGACUUCUCUGAGAAGCUCUUGCUUUCAGCCUCGGCUGCGGGAGAUGCCGCGCAUGCGCAGCGGCUUCUGCUUCAGAAGGCGAACGUCGACAGCAAGGACCAUGGAGGCCGAACGGCCUUGCACUUGGCCUCUGGAGGCACCGCAAGAGGUGCUGAAGAGGUCGCAAAGAUCCUGCUGGGACAGCGUGCACUUGCCAAUGCAGUGGACCACGUGGGGAUGACGCCACUGGACAUGGCCAUGUUGGUGCAGAACUGGGGGAUCAAGAAGCUCUUGGAGCAGAAUGGUGUGGAACUCCAACCCAUCUUGAAACGAAAGGCACAAGAAAGCUCCUGGCUGCUGAAGGCCUCGGAACUCAAACUCCGACGUGAAAUCGGACACACUUUGAAGAGUGUGGUGCACCUGGCCGAUUGGCACGGGACCAAGGUGGUGGUGAAAUGCAUCAAGAUGAAGCGGAGGGUGAUCAUGAACAAGAUGAAACGAUCCAAGAGCUUUGACCUGUCCCUGGCGAGUGAAUUGCACGAAUUGGACGACGUUCCGGUGGAGAAGGAGGAUUGCAGCCCGGAGGAAGCAGAGAUCGAGCACAUGUGUUCGGAGGAGCUCCUGCGUGAGAUUGAACUUUUAUCAUCCCUUCGGCAUCCUGAUUUGGUGCUCUUCUUGGGGGCAUGCUUGGAGAAUGACAUGCCGGUGAUGUUCGUCACAGAGUACAUGCCGGAAGGUGACCUGGAACACUACCUGUACAAGAUGAGGGAUGAGCGGCAAGUGCCCCACUAUGCCCCACCUCUAUGGCGAACCAUCGAAUGGUCUAUGGCAGUGGCUCGGGCAUUGGCCUUUCUCCACAAGUUCCCAGUGAUUCAUCGAGAUUUGAAACCACUAAAUUUGCUGCUCACCAAGACCUUGGAGAUAAAGGUCACAGAUUUCGGGACCAGCAAACUCAUGGCCAAAGCGGCAAGAGAUUCUGAGGAUGGCUCUGUGGACAACGACUUGAAGCACUCGACCAAGGGGGAAACUCAGAUGACCUUGGGAGUGGGUACGUACAACUAUAUGGCUCCAGAAGUGGUCAGGACAAAGAAGUAUGAUGAGAAAGUUGACAUCUAUGCCCUGGCCUUGAUUAUGUUCUACUUGAGUUCAGGGAAGCGGCCAUUUUACCACCUCUUUGUCAGAGGCCAAGGACCCGCGGAGCUGCUCGAGCGGUUCGCACACGGAGAGGAUCCCAGACCGGAUGCGCGGCAGUGCCACCGCCGCCUGCGCGGCCUCAUCGAGCGAGGCUGGGCGGUCAAGGCGUCAGAGCGGCCGAGCGCCAAGGAGCUGCUGGAGGACUUAGAGGAAAAAAAAGAACUUGCAGAUGCCGGGUGUUUCUUGCCAAAGUUGCACUAGCAUGUGAGCAGUGACCUUGCGAAUAUGCUUGGGACCCACAAUCAACUUGUAUUCGGGUUGUGUUCACCAGUCCGAAAUUUUAGCUCUUGACCUGGAAGGAGGCGUUUUCGAUUUCAAUCGUUUCCGAGCUUUGAGUCCAUGCCGCUCGAGCUUCGGGGCUGGAAAAUCAUCGAUUCGGAGCUUUGAGCCCUUGGCACGAGAAAACUGCUUUAGGGCCGGCCCAUCGUUCCAGACAGUUCCAAACAACUUUUGGUCCAAAGACCCGUUUGUUGGUCAUUUGACAGAAUUCAAGUGCUUGGGUGUAAAGAACACUGUGACAGACAAUCCAUGAAUCAAUCUCUUGAACUUUGCAGGGCGGGCUUAGGCGAAAAA
Durusdinium trenchii is the source of this 2076-nucleotide messenger RNA. The record is from the annotation of a GenBank genome assembly. Lineage: Eukaryota; Dinophyceae; Suessiales; Symbiodiniaceae.